Messenger RNA from Microthlaspi erraticum, 378 nucleotides. The record is from the annotation of a GenBank genome assembly. NCBI's taxonomy places the organism in Eukaryota, Viridiplantae, Streptophyta, Magnoliopsida, Brassicales, Brassicaceae.
AUGGCUUCAAACUCCACUUUCGUUUUCGCCACGGUCCUCCUCCUCUGCCUCCUAAACACCACCGUCUCCGGCAGAGAUCCCCUGGUGGAAUCAACCAACAUAGCGGCAAGGCUCCAAAGUGGAGGACUAAUGGAGUGUUGGAACGCAUUGUACGAGCUGAAAUCAUGCACUAACGAGAUCGUUCUCUUCUUCCUCAACGGAGAAACCAAACUCGGUGCUAGUUGUUGCGACGCCGUCGACGUCAUCACGACCAAUUGUUGGCCGGCGAUGCUCACUUCCUUAGGAUUUACGUCUGAAGAAACUAAUGUCCUCCGCGGCUUUUGCCAGAAUCCAAACCCCGGCGGCUCUUCUCCGGCUCCUUCUCCUAAUAAAGCUUGA